AUGACUGAAAGAUUUUUACCGAUAUGUCUUGAGAAUAUAGAAAAUAUUAAACUAAUCAAUCAAACACGAAGAAUACUACGAGGUCAGCAGGCGUUAGACACGAGACCGUACAUGGUUUAUCUACGACCCGCAGCAACUGCAGAUCCGAAGCUAAAAGAAUCAAACUGGCUCUGUGGAGGAGUGAUCAUACACUCGCAAUACAUACUGACAUCGGCAGCUUGUAUUGAAGAUAUCAAACACUUUGUGGUCGUGUCGGGAACACAUAAGUAUACCUAAUUAAUUUAAUAGUUACAGAACGUAAAUGAUUGCAUUAAAAAUGGAGCAAAAAAAGCAAUCUGGAAGUGCGUUCCAAAAGAUUACGUAUUCGAUGGUACAGAGUUCGACAAUAUACGUUGGAUGACAAACGAUAUAGCAGUAGUAAAAGUUGAAGAUGAUUUUAAUUUUAACAAACGUAUACGUGGAUGUGACUUUACACCUAAAUUAAUAGCUUAUAACAAUCAGUCUCAAGACUUAGAAGCUCCCGGUACAAUCGCUUCUAUCGCUGGUUGGGGGUCUGUUGACAGAUUUAGUGAUAUAAUAUUUCGAUCAAAUGUAAACUCGCCUGAAUUAUUGGAAACUGAUGUAGUACUGAUAUCCAAAACGAAUUGCAAGAAAAGUUGGGCGGAACGGUACCACCACAUCAUAGAUCAGAGCAUGGUGUGUGCGAAGGAUGGUGUUGACACAGACGCUAUGAGCGCUUUAUGUAGGGAACAACAAAUCGAUUGCAAAGAACUAGUGUACUCUGAUGAAACUGAAGAUCAAACUAAAACAAGACGAUACAUUUUGGAACCAGAAUCAUUACAAGUGCACGGAGCGAGUCACUUUAACCAAGCGAGAAGAUCAAAAAUAGUAUCUGGUGGAUUUUGUGAGAACGAUCAUGGCGGACCUCUUGUCGUUGGUCAUGGAAGAAGUUCGACCGUUAUUGGUGUGAUAUCUGCUUGCAUGACAGCAAAUUUUACUUUGAAAUGCUAUGGACCCUUCCUCUAUACCAGUGUGUGGAAGAACCGGCAUGUUAUUAGCUGUGCUAUUGAUAAGGAAAUGAGCACAACUUGUAGAAGAUAUUUAAACUCGACCAACACGAAGUUGAUUGAAACGACUCUUGAUUGGAGUGACCGUGACAGGCGACUAAACGCGCCACUACACCAGCAUUGUCGUAUUUAUUAUAAACUGGCUGUGCCUUCAACUUCAUCCACGUGGAAUUUAACAAAAAGUUAUUGUUCAGUUGUAAAAUCAAUCAACGUAACUACUACAAUAACACCAAGUAUUCAAAAAAUUCUUCAAAAGACAAAUAUAAGUCAUAUCAAAGAAGUUUUGAAUGGAUCCAGAAGAAUUUUAAAUGGAGAAGAAUCACGGAGCAAUAGACCAUAUAUGGUUUAUUUAAAGCUUCCGUCAAACAAUCCAAAAUAUAAGAACUAUCGUCGCUGGCUCUGCGGAGGUGUGAUAGUCCAUGAGGAAUAUAUACUGACAUCAGCUGCUUGUAUUGAAGACGCUAAGCAUUUCUACGUCGUAUCCGGAACGUUUAGAUAUAACCCAGAUGAUAAUCGCCAUAACAAUAUAUGUAUCAAAAAUGGCGCAAAAAAGGCUGUCUGGAAAUGUAUUCCGAGGAAUUACGUAUUCGAUGGCCACGAGAACGACAACAUUAGGUGGAUGAACAACGAUAUAGCUAUCGUUAAAGUGGAAGAUGAAUUUGAUUUCACGAGACGUAUCAGAGGAUGUGAUUUUAUUCCGAAGCCAAUUUGUUAUAACAAUCAAAGCAGUCGAUAUGAAGAACCCGGAAAUAUGGCGGUUGUUGCUGGAUGGGGAAGCACUGAUAAGUAUAAUGGACGACAAAAUGAAUACGAAACUCAGGAACUUUUGGAAAGCACCGUCGAGUUAAUUUCAAAAAAACAUUGCAAACAACGCUGGGGCCCUCGUUACCACAACAUAAUAGAUAACUACAUGAUCUGUUCAAAAGACAGCGCGCCGGAGUUGAGUGAAGCUUGCAACGAUAAAUACGUUGAGUGUACGGACAUAAUGUAUUCUGGUGAAGAUGAAGAAACACGCCGUGUGUUUGAUCCUAAGAAACUAAUAUUACAUUCAGCAUAUCACAACGAAACUGGAAGGAGACAGCACUCUGGUAGUGGAGGCUUCUGUGAGAAUGAUCACGGCGGUCCACUAAUCUACGGGCAAGGGCCGAAUGCUAUAGUAAUCGGAAUCAUAUCAGCCUGCCUCGUCAAGGAGCGUACUAACAAGUGCUACGGGCCGUUCCUCUACACCAGUAUUUACAAGAACCGAGUCCUCAUUGAUUGCGCCAUUUAUAAGGACGUCAUGAACGAUUGCACGAAAUUGUUUAGAGCCAGUGAUUCGUUCAGAGAAGAAGAUUUGAGUUGGGUAGAUCAUCCGGAUGGACCCGCAAAAAAUGAAGUAGCCAAAAUGAGAAGAAUAGAAGAAAAAGUUAGAAAUAUUACUUUACCAACUACGAAAUCAUUUUUCAAUGUAGUAAAGAAGCUAAGAGGACCGACUUUAAGAACAUUCUAUGAUCAUGCAGAAAUGAUAUUAGGAAGUUUAAAUGUUACAACAAAUAAAUAA
Messenger RNA from Melitaea cinxia (Glanville fritillary), 2607 nucleotides. RefSeq lists its product as uncharacterized. The transcript has 19 exons. Gene Ontology annotation, biological process: proteolysis. Lineage: Eukaryota; Metazoa; Arthropoda; Insecta; Lepidoptera; Nymphalidae. The record is from RefSeq and is a predicted model, not a curated record. Gene Ontology annotation, molecular function: serine-type endopeptidase activity.